AUGGCUGAAGGCAACCGUUCGCUCGUGAAUUCCCUCAUCGAUCAGCUCAAGCUGCAGGCUGCCCCUCGUCCCGCCGCUGCAGAACAAGCUCGAGGGGAAGCGCAAAGCAGCCCCGAGUCGCAAGAGACUGUCAAGGCAUCUUACGACGCACCGAAAGUGAUGCCUCCGGAUCUCUGGGAGCAGCUCCUUGACGAGUGUACAGUCCUGACAAACUGCGAGUUUGGCCAGGUAGGCUACCGAGACAUUAAGGAGGUGGCUGUUGAAUGGGACUACUAG
Messenger RNA from Eimeria mitis, 276 nucleotides. RefSeq lists its product as uncharacterized. The transcript is spliced from 2 exons. The coding region runs from base 1 to 276 and encodes 91 amino acids. Lineage: Eukaryota; Apicomplexa; Conoidasida; Eucoccidiorida; Eimeriidae. The record is from RefSeq and is a predicted model, not a curated record.